AGCCUACCGUUAGAAUCCAGCUCACCCAACUCUUUAAAACAUCAAUUCUACACAUAGAAUCUUCCAUAGACAGAAUCUAGACCUUCCUUCCUCCAUAUUCUCUGCAUUCCGUCACCAACCACAAACUCCAUAGAAGCAAAUUAAGAAGAAAAAAAGAAAGCAAGAGAUGGGUAUGGUAGUGGUUAUAUCACUUCCAUUUAUAAUAUUCACAAUAUUUAUUGGAUUUGGGUGUUAUUUUGUUGGGAGAGCUAAAGGUAGACAAGAUCUCAGAACCAAUCCCCAAGUUUUUGGGGUACCCACUCCACCUCCCGGUACUUGUCCUACUGCUGCUGCUGCUCCUCCUCCUUUGCCUUCAACUCAUUUCAAGCAUGACAACACUUCCAAUGUGUAAAGAAAUUACUGAUGAAUUAUGAAGUUGUACUGCGAAUUACGGAUGGAUUAUGUUUUAUCAUAUUAAUUAGUAAAGAAAUUGUAACAAGUGAAUGUGAAGUUUGCUUUCAUAUCUACAUUAAAAUUUAAAUUCUAUUACUUUGAUUUCCUCAACUAUCAUUUCAACACUUUUAGAGCACAUUUGAUGAAGAUGAGCUUCAAACAUCCGACUUGUGUAGUAAAUUCGAAUUAAAUGAGUAUUUUGUAGUUAGUAAAGCUUACCGCAUCUAGUUAG
Nicotiana tabacum (common tobacco) is the source of this 664-nucleotide messenger RNA. NCBI's taxonomy places the organism in Eukaryota, Viridiplantae, Streptophyta, Magnoliopsida, Solanales, Solanaceae. The record is from RefSeq and is a predicted model, not a curated record.